Messenger RNA from Dissoconium aciculare CBS 342.82, 2625 nucleotides. Its product is annotated as glycosyltransferase family 2 protein. Gene Ontology annotation, cellular component: cell periphery; cell septum. The transcript has 2 exons. NCBI's taxonomy places the organism in Eukaryota, Fungi, Ascomycota, Dothideomycetes, Mycosphaerellales, Dissoconiaceae. The record is from RefSeq and is a predicted model, not a curated record. The coding region runs from base 1 to 2625 and encodes 874 amino acids. Gene Ontology annotation, molecular function: chitin synthase activity.
AUGCUCCUCAACAGAGACGAAUUCGACAACGGUAUCCCCUCAAUCACAGCACCAUGGCCAACUCAAGACAUCAUCUACGUCGCCAUCAUUGGGAGUUUCAUGCUUGUUGCCCUGCUCGAAUGGAUGCUCUGGCUUCUCGCGUUCCUCUAUUGCCUCGUCAAAGUCUACCAAAAAGCCACAGGUGAAGGAAAAUGUGCGAUCCGCAUCUUGUGCGUCUUGAACAUGAUAUUCUUCGUCGGCAUGCGCUGCAUUUUCCUGCCGGUCAUGGUUGUCACUUUACCGCUGCCUGCUCAAGUCGUUCAGUAUUUCCCUCAGCAGAUGGUCUCGAUUCUGCAAUGGUUUGCUUUCUGGUCAUUCGCCGGCCUCCUCACAGUCCCCUGGCUUUUCUGCGUCUAUCAACUCGUCACGCACGAUAUGGGACGCCAUCAGAAGAUUAAGACGGUGCUUGAUGAGUAUUCCGCACCCAAAGUCGUCAUCAUCAUGCCUUGCUACAACGAAGAACCUGGGAUCCUCAUACGAACCGUCGACUCCAUCGUCGAUUGCGAGUACCCACCAUCUUGUCUACACAUUUUCCUAUCCUUCGACGGCGAUGCUGAAAACGAGCUCUACCUACGUACAAUCGAAAAUCUCGGCGUACCUCUCUCCCUCGAAACGUUUCCCAAGAGCAUUGACGUCAAAUAUCGAAGAUGUCGAAUCACAGUGUCUCGAUUUCCUCACGGCGGCAAGAGGAGCUGUCAAAAAAAGUCAUUCAAGCUCAUUGAUAAAGUGUACGCCGAGUACAUCCGGCGAAACGAUGAUCUCUUCCUGCUCUUCAUCGAUUCAGACUGUAUCCUCGACAAGUACUGCAUUCAAAACUUCAUGUAUGAGAUGGAGCUCAAGCCAGGGAGUAAACAUGAUAUGCUGGCGAUGACGGGCGUGAUCACUUCAACAACGACGACGAAUACACUCCUCACAGUCCUGCAGGAUAUGGAAUACAUACAUGGCCAGCUGUUUGAGCGCUCUGUAGAAUCCGGAUGCGGUGCCGUGACCUGCCUCCCUGGCGCACUCACGAUCCUGCGCUUCUCCGCGUUCCGCAAAAUGGCCAAAUACUACUUUGCAGAUAAAGCAGAGCAAUGCGACGAUUUGUUCGACUACGGGAAAUGUCAUCUCGGGGAAGAUCGUUGGCUGACACAUCUUUUCAUGAUUGGCGCCCAAAAGAGAUACCAGAUACAAAUGAAUACAGGCGCAUUCUGCAAGACCGAAGCAGUCCAAACAUUCAAGAGCCUGCUCAAGCAGAGACGAAGGUGGUUUCUGGGCUUCAUCACCAACGAAGUGUGCAUGCUGACGGAUAUACGUUUGUGGAAGCGAUACCCACUGCUGCUAUUGUUACGUCUUGCUCAGAACACGAUCAGAACUACUGCGCUGCUCUUCUUCAUCAUGGUUGUGUCUCUCCUAACGACAUCGCAGAAGAUAGCAAACCUGCCCGUGGGCUUCAUUGCUGUAUCACUCGGCCUCAAUUGGGUGUUGAUGCUAUACUUUGGCGCGAAGCUGGGUCGCUACAAAAUCAUGCUGUACCCGCUCAUGUUCGUCAUCAAUCCAUUCUUCAAUUGGAUCUACAUGGUUUACGGCAUAUUUACAGCAGGUCAGCGAACAUGGGGUGGCCCUCGUGCUGAUGCUGGAAAAGUCGAUGUCCUGACGACUGUUGGCGAGGUCAUCGCAGAAGCCGAAGCACAAGGAGAUGAGCUGAAUGUUGUGCCAGAGACCUUUCGUCCCGACAAACAUCAUGACCCUGUGCCAUUACUGCCUUCUGAUCAUCUCGUCGGUCGUUUCGCGCCUGCAAGUGAGCUGUCCGGUGGCUGGUUCCGACAAAGCAACGAUUCUGGUGUACUUCGAGCAGACAUGACGCCUCGUGAACGAGAAGCAGUCAGGUACCUUCAGGCCAAGAAUGGCCGCCCGCUGAGUGAAGAGUCGAAUCGCUCGCGAGACAGCUCGUGUGACGGAGUGACGACGCCUCGUCGCGUCGAGAGCAUCUUCGGACAAGAGGACGCUGCCUUGUACCGUGAUCAGCAAGCCCUGCAUCGCCCGGCUGGUGGUGCAUUCCUCGAAGAACAAGACGAUCCCGUGGUACUUAGCAGAACGGCACAUCAUCACCGUCACCAGUCUACUGCUUCGGCAGCAUCGGAUUCGUCUGUCUCCAUGCACUUUGGCUUUCCAGCGGCUUCCCACCAUGCGAGUUCGUCAGACCCCAGCUUCUCAGCCGGCGCGCCGUACCCGCAAGGCUUCCCUACCUCCAGAAAACACUACUCGAGUGACGAAUACGCUUCGGAGCCGUCCUCGAACAGAUUGCUACAAACGCCAAAGACUACGGCCUCGCGCAUGGGCCGCAGCCCUCUAGCUCGCAAAAGCUUCACUCGGUCCGCUGGCGAAGAAUUUGAAAUGACCACCAGAAGAUCGCCUACGGCCAUGGCAGCCGAGCAGAUGACCCUUCCAGCGCAACCUGUUGAGAAAAAUACGAUGGACAUCAGCGAUGUGACUGAAGCGGAGGCUUCGGGAUCUACGGUGGAGGAAGUAGAACGUGGGCGCAGGAGAACACCGAGGAAAUUGAUGAAGAAGAGAAAGGAGAGGAACAGCUGGACUUCGAAAUGA